UUUUAAAUUUUGAUCCAUCAAUUCUCGUGUUCGGUCACAGAAUCCAACCUACGCAAAGAUGAUUAUUUUAUCCAUAAUUACAUAAACAAUUAAUCAAGAGAGAGAGAUUCAUCAGACGACACGAGUCGCUUCCACUCAAGAUUCGUUCGUUGUUGGGUUUGGUUCGAUCCAUCGACCUAUUUCGGAAAUCUGUUCCUCCGGAUAAAAAAAAGCUCUGUUCUCUCUCUCUCUCUCUCUCUCUCUCUCUCUGUGGACGAGCUUCAUGGGUUCUUCCCUUUGAUUCUGCAGCUGGUGAUGUUUCAUCACAGUUUGAUUCUGCAUGCUUCAGAUUUCUUCAGUGACCCCGAUGGUUCGUCAUUUUCCGGGAAAGUAAGCGAAAUCCCCCGAAAGGCGUCACCUUUGUAUGGCCCAUUUUCUCGGGAAAAAUUUUUCAUGUCUUCGGAUAAACACCCUUUGAUUGCUCGUUUUCCAAGCUCCCAGUUAUCAUUCCGUCUCAUUGAAAGAUAUUUGGACUGAAGCCAGCAUGCAUGUACCUGAAUCAGCCUUUCAGACACGGAUUUGGUGACAAGUAGUUCGGAUUCGUGUUCUUGUUAGCUCUCUGAUAUACGGAUUGUUGUAUAGGUUAUGGAACAUGCUUUGCCGUCUAUGAAAUCGAUCAAGUCAUGGAAAUCACUUGUGAAACGAAGAAACACUUCACAGGAAGGGGUUAAAUCGGGGUGGAAAAUGAAGCCGUUUAUGGCGAUCCUUUGUACCGUUCUGUUGAUCGUUUGGUAUAAGACAACUAACAUUCAGUAUGAGCAGACAGAGAUGGAAGAACAAGAUUAUCCUCUUGAAAUGGCAAAGGAAUCUGAACCGGAUAAUGAAUGGUUGAAAGGCUUACCUCUCGGUAUAAGACACUCGAGGUCAGAUUUGGAGUUGAAGCCUCUUUGGUCCAGAAGUAGCUCGAGGUUAAAGGAAGGCGAAUUGACCAACCGUAACUUGUUGGCAAUGCCGGUAGGUAUUACGCAAAAGGACAAUGUCGAUACCGUUGUACAAAAGUUUCUACCAUCGAAUUUUACCGUUAUUCUGUUCCACUACGACGGGAAAAUGGAUAACUGGUCGGAUCUAGUGUGGAGUUCGAAGGCUAUACAUAUAGUUGCACAGAACCAGACAAAAUGGUGGUUUGCGAAACGUUUUCUUCACCCCGAUGUAGUGUCCAUCUACGAUUACAUAUUUCUUUGGGAUGAAGAUCUCGGUGUGAAGAAUUUUAAUCCCGAAAGAUACCUUAGGAUCAUUAAAUCAGAAGGGCUGGAGAUAUCUCAGCCUGCUUUAGACCCGAACUCUACCGAAAUUCAUCAUAGGAUCACAGUUCGUUCUCGAUCAAAACGAGUUCAUCGGAGAGUUUACGAUCAUAGAGGCAAUAUGAAGUGUUCCAAUGCUAGUGAAGGUCCUCCUUGUACAGGAUUUGUGGAAGGAAUGGCUCCGGUUUUCUCGAGAGCUGCAUGGUUUUGCACUUGGCAUCUUAUACAAAAUGAUCUUGUUCAUGGAUGGGGAAUGGAUAUGAAACUUGGGUAUUGCGCACAGGGCGAUCGAACGAAGAAGGUCGGGAUCGUGGACAGCGAAUACGUCUUUCAUCACGGGAUUCAGACACUAGGUGGCAGUGGACACCCCGAGAAGAAGACUGCAGCUCGAAGCGUAUCGUCUCGGAGACGUGGCUCUGCAACUUUCGAUUCAAGAACAGAGAUAAGGAGGCAAUCGACAUGGGAGCUGAAAGCGUUCAAAGAGAGAUGGAACAGAGCAGUCGAGGAAGACAAGAGCUGGGUCGAUCCCUUCCCUCCCCGACUGUCUCUUCAGAGACGGAAUCGAAUAUCCAGACGGAUCCCUUCUUAAAUACGCAUUUGAAAAAAACAGAAGUUAUAUAUGUAUACACACACACACAUGGUUAGUACUGUAGCUUAUGUGUUGUAGUUUCUUUGUAGAUUUUGGUCUGGUCCCAUUGUUUCAGGACAUAUAAUUUCUAAUAUAUAUAUAUAUUUAUAUAUA
This is a messenger RNA of Tarenaya hassleriana, 2022 nucleotides long. RefSeq lists its product as uncharacterized. The coding region runs from base 625 to 1869 and encodes 414 amino acids. The record is from RefSeq and is a predicted model, not a curated record. NCBI's taxonomy places the organism in Eukaryota, Viridiplantae, Streptophyta, Magnoliopsida, Brassicales, Cleomaceae. The transcript is spliced from 18 exons.